Molecule: messenger RNA, 4891 nt
Organism: Poeciliopsis prolifica (blackstripe livebearer)
Lineage: Eukaryota; Metazoa; Chordata; Actinopteri; Cyprinodontiformes; Poeciliidae
Gene: nrf1
Product: nuclear respiratory factor 1
Exons: 11
Coding region: 1908-3410 (500 amino acids)
Biological process (GO): regulation of transcription by RNA polymerase II
Cellular component (GO): nucleus
Molecular function (GO): DNA-binding transcription factor activity, RNA polymerase II-specific; RNA polymerase II cis-regulatory region sequence-specific DNA binding
Source: RefSeq, a predicted model, not a curated record
UUUAUUUCAGCCCCGGCGCAGCCGCAUCAUCAAACCCGGCAGCGCAGGGGGCGAGAGCUGAUGCUUGUUUAGAUGUCGACUCGGAGUGCGACUCUUUAGCGUUUAAAGCUGUUUUUUUUUUUUUUUUUUUUUUGGGAGGGAAAGAUAUUGUUGGCGCGUUUCGACAAGCAGCUCAUACAGAGAGUAGCAGCGCUGGAUGAGCUCUAGGCCGCUCGGCCUGUUUUUAGCGUUAUGUUUUGUUUCAUAUUGCGCGGGUUUCAUGCUAGCUGCUGCUUUACUGUUGAUCGCCUCACAGCCUCCACAGACGUCGUUAUUGUUCACAUCAUAUUUUAAAGCUGGAUUUCUGAUAUGUGUUCGUAAUAGUGCUGAUAUCAUUCAGAUAAUCGACUGUACACAGCUAAAUGGUUAGCCGGUAGGCUAAGUAGCCGAAUGUAGGACAUAGCCAGCUUAGCUUCCUACAGGACUCAUUGAUAACAAACAGACUAAAACAAAUGUCCUCCGAUGCCUGUUUAUGUUAGCAUGAGCCUCGUUACAGACUUUAUGAAUUAUUACACGUGUAUAUUGAUUUGCUAUGGAUCUACUGCAAACAAGCUCAUCAGCAAUGAAUUAGAUGUUUAGCAGUGUUUCAUUUCUAUGAUCUCUGGAUAUAAAGUGAUCAAUUGAAAAAUGAGCAAAUUUAAUGUAAUAUUUUUAUUGGUACUUUUGUAACUCACUUUUUAAAUUCUGCAAUCUCAGUUUCAAAUAAUGUAUGCUGAAAUAAAGUGUGUAAAAUUCAUGUAUGCAUGUAUGUGUUUGAUAUGUUUGUUUUUCUUGUUAAUGUGACUGUUUCCUCUUAGGCUAUAAUAACCAAAUAGUCUCUACAUGCACACACCCAGUUAGCCAAUGUUAACAAAAAAAUUAAUACAUUCAUUACAACUGCAAAAUGUAUUUAAAAAAUACUUUUAUGUGCCUAGUGUGCAGGUAAUUAUGCAUUUUUGCUGGUAACACAAGUAUAACAAUGUAAUACUAACUAACUAAUUAGCCUAUAUGCUAAAUCUUCAGCAAGCAUAACCUCAGUAAGCACAAGUGUUGGUGCUUCAGUACUUCUAGCACAAAUUCUUUGUUGUUUUUUUUUUUCAACCAUUAGCAAACAUCAGAAUUUAUCUUUGUUAAAAGUGAAGUAGGAUGUUAAGUAGCCUUUCAGCCAGCACACCAGCAGUGCACAGCUAAGAGAUCAGUAUGGCGCAAUUGUUAUCUCCUGAUUAGGACUGUAGAUCAUAGAAAUAUUAAUGGCGUGUAACUUACGUGGUUUUGAAACUUGCUCAUUUCUGCUGCUUAAAAAGUUGACUGAUUUUCUGUCCUUACCAUAAAGGCAAGACAUCAGCCAAACAAAUCGAUUCACAUCCUCUUCAAAACUGUCUAAAUUCUAUUGAUUAGAAUAUGUAAUUCUAGUUACAUUUACAAUUUAUUUAUUUAUAAAUUAAGUAAAAUGAACUUGCUGGUUCAUCAACAGCAGUAGUCAAAGAGGAACAGCUUUAUUCCAGCUGCUGAGGAGGUUAAGUUGGUAACUGACUCUAUAACCCUCGCGCAUCACCAUGAUACCCAACUCAGGAGAUUGGAUCAGCCUCUUUUUCUGACCUCCUUGACUUAGACCUGACGUUUCUAAAAUCCAAUUAUGCUUUGUUGUAAAUAAUUUUAUUUUAACUCCUUGGCUGAAUGUUUAUGGCAGCUGUCCUCCUGGAAGAUGAACCCCCACCCAAUAUCACUGAUUUUGCAUGAAUCAGUUCAUGUUUCCAGACCUGACAAAAGAAAUGUCUUUUGAAACAAAGUAUGCAUUGGUAAAAUGGCCUCGUGAUGCAAAAUCACGUCCUCUUGUAUUUUCUCCAGCAGUUCUGUCGAUCUAGCUGUGAAAGCUUUGGCAGCUGAUAAUGGACGAACACGCAAUGAACACGACAGAACACAUGACCACCAUCGAGGCGAGCGCCGUCAGCCAACAGGUACACGUGACCACCUUCACAGAAGCUUCGAUGAUGAGCGCAGAGGAAGACUCAACAUCCUCUCCAGACGAUGACCCCUACGAUGACACGGACAUCCUCAAUUCAGCUGGCACUGAUGAGGUCACUGCUCACCUGGCUGCUGCAGGUCCAGUAGGCAUGGCUGCGGCUGCUGCUGUAGCAACCGGCAAAAAACGAAAAAGACCUCACAUCUUUGAGUCAAACCCUUCCAUCCGUAAAAGGCAGCAAACUCGUCUGCUCAGGAAACUCCGGGCCACACUGGACGAAUACACCACCAGAGUGGGCCAGCAGGCCAUAGUGCUGUGUGUCUCCCCCUCCAAACCAAACCCGGUGUUUAAAGUUUUUGGUGCGGCUCCUCUGGAGAACGUGGUAAGGAAGUACAAAAGCAUGAUGUUGGAGGACCUGGAAAACGCGCUAGCUGAGCACGCACCUGCAGGUGGAGACCUGGCAUCAGAACUGCCGCCGCUCACCAUCGACGGCAUCCCAGUCUCUGUGGAUAAGAUGACACAGGCUCAACUGCGAGCCUUCAUUCCAGAGAUGCUCAAGUACUCGACAGGUCGAGGGAAGCCUGGCUGGGGGAAGGAGAGCUGCAAGCCCGUGUGGUGGCCUGACGACAUCCCCUGGGCAAACGUUCGCAGCGACGUCCGCACCGAGGAGCAGAAACAAAGGGUGUCGUGGACGCAGGCGUUGCGGACCAUAGUGAAGAACUGCUACAAGCAGCACGGCCGCGAGGAUCUGCUGUACGCGUUCGAGGACCAGCAGGUGACGACCGCGAGCGCCGCCCAGCACCACCUGACUGCGGCUCAGAGCAUCGCUCACCUCGUGCCCUCACAGACCGUCGUACAGACAGUCAACAAUCCCGACGGAACCGUCUCGCUCAUCCAGGUCGGCACGGGACACACGGUUGCGACUCUGGCAGAUGCAUCAGAACUUCCCGGCGUCACGGUGGCGCAGGUCAACUACUCGACUGUUACAGACGGGGAGAACUGGGCCACACUUCAGGGUGGAGAGAUGACAAUCCAAACAACUCAAGCGUCAGAGGCCACGCAGGCCGUAGCAUCGCUGGCUGAAGCCGCAGUCGCUGCCAGUCAAGAGAUCCAGCCUGGAGCCACCGUAACCAUGGCUCUCAACAGUGAGGCUGCAGCACACGCUGUAGCAACGCUGGCAGAGGCCACUCUUCAAGGAGGGGGCCAGAUCGUGCUGGCAGAGACGGCAGCUGCUGUGGGGGCUCUCGCCGGGGUCCAAGACGCUACAGGAUUGGUCCAGAUCCCAGUCAGCAUGUACCAGACUGUAGUGACCAGCCUCGCCCAGGGCAACCGGCCGGUUCAGGUAGCGAUGGCCCCCGUCGCCACACGCAUAGACAACACUGUCACACUGGACGGCCACGCAGUGGAGGUCGUGACCUUGGAGCAGUGACACUACGGACGGAGUAGAAAGCACUGAACAGCCAUCUUGGAGACUUGUUUCUCUUAUGUUUUUUUUCGAGACAACACAUUGUGUACGAUGUUGAAUAUAUUUUUAAAUGUACCACUGCAGGGGAAAGUAAAAAUGAUUAUCAAUGCAUUGUGUUUACUAUGUAAAGAUAAGGCUUUUGUUGUUCAAUUUCAUUUAUCUUCUUAUUUUUUAAGCUCUGUGAUGUUGAGUGUCGAGUAUUUAUUUCUGUAAAAUUAACCCUCACUUUGAACCAAAAAAAAAAAAAAAAAAACCCGGAAGGAAAGCCACCACAAUAUCAUUGCGACAUAUUUUGGGCUUGAUGUGUACGUACUAUGUAAUGCUAGUGGAUUAUUUUUAUUUGUUCAAAAUAUGGUGCCACGAUCAGCAGUCACUCCCUUAGGUACCUCUCGUUCCCCGUCGCUGCUCCGCACACUCCCGUAUCAUUUUCUCUCAUUAGAGGGGAAAACUAAAUUAAAUUGCCUUGUCUUGUCAUGUGCUUGUUUCCGUUUUUCUUUUAUCGCACCCAAACAUGCGAAGAUCGGCAGUCUCAGGAUAUUACAUUAUGCCGUUGUUUACUGCUGCGUUACUAAACCCGUCUUGUUUUUUUAAUUAUUAUUAUUAUUUAUAGUGCAUGAACUUGGAGGGGCACCCCUUAGUAUUUUAUUUUUAACAUGGAUCAUUUGAAUCUUGAUCAGUGCCCCUUCGCUCAUUGCUGGAAGUCAAAUUUGGAUUAAAUGUCACAACAUUUGUAAUGGAGAUGAACAUUUUGAGCCGCAAAAUAAAUUAAAUGUGUCUCCAAAGUGGAAGUCUGAAACAGCUGUAACUUUUACUUUAAACUCCACCAUGCUUGUGUAUUAAGAGACUCCAGUGAGAUGUAUCUUCCUGACACAAGUUGUGUGUUAAUUUAUUAAUAUUAAAUAACUAGAGUGACAAUGCAGCUCUUCACAAUUUGAAAUAUUUGGGAUUUAUUUAGUAUUUUGUCUGUCUCUUUGGAGGGUUUUCAGCGUGAACAUAAGAAUCCAGACUUUUGCUCGACCACUUCAGAGCUUGUAAAUGUUUUCUUUUUCAUUAAAGAAAGGUGGUAGAGCGUGAAGCAGACCCAGACAAACACUCUCCCACCACAUUUUUGUAUGUCGUUUCUCUAAAGAGCAAUUACAUUUACACCCAACAUAACAGGAAGCUCUUUCGAUCACUAAGUAAAGGAGCUUUUAAACUGGACAUUGAAGGUUUUUUUUUUUGUUUAAAGGGAAAGUAAGACUGAAAUUAAGGGCAGGGCUCCUGGGAAUGUCUUUGGCAGGUGGAAGAGAACACGGAUAUGGUUGGCUAACCUGGCCUUGCUUUGAAUGAGACCUUCUGGAAGCAGCUUCUCAUCUGGUCUGUUCAACAGCGCCAUUCAGAGCCCAACUGGACAAUGGGCCCAGUCUGAGGUUCCUAAUUUUGUUCUAUUAAAAAGGUGAAAAAUC